AGGAACAAACUAUGGGAACUAAAUAAGUUAGGAAGUGAAAAAUACAUGAGAACAUGGAUAUGGUCCUUUCUCAAAAAUGAAAUGGCUAAUCAUUCUGGGAAACAGUUUACUCUGUGGCUGCCAUGAUGAUAGUAAAAAUGUGGGUCUCACCAUCAAAGUUAAAUAAAAUUCUGUAGAAAUGGAAAUAGUACAUGAUACCCUAUGUUCACUUAUACUAGUUACCUGAACUGAGUUUCUUUCUGCUUUACUGUGGAGUACAUGAUUUGCCAUGCAGAUUCUGGAAAAGAUUGCUGACUGAGUCAAUGCACGUGUACACCAUUGACCCUCUCUUCCUGUUUAAUGACUAAUCCACUUCUGCAUCUACUCCUCAGCACACCUCUCCCAGCCACAGCAGUGGCCAGUACAGGCAUUGUCACCAGAGCAUGACAGAAAAUCAGACAUGGGUCUCAGAAUUCAUUCUCCUGGGAUUUCCACUCAGCCCAAAGAUUCAGAUGCUUCUCUGUGGGCUCUUCUCCCUGUUCUACGUCCUCACCCUGCUGGGGAACGGGGUCAUCCUGGGGCUCAUCUGGCUGGACUCCAAGCUCCACAGCCCCAUGCACUUCUUCCUCUCACACCUGGCCAUCGUUGAUAUUUCAUAUGCUUCCAACAAUGUCCCUAAGAUGCUGGCAAACCUUCUGAAUAAGAAAAAAACAAUCUCCUUUGCCCCAUGCAUAAUGCAGACCUUUUUAUAUAUGGCUUUUGCUCACACCGAGUGUCUCAUCUUGGUAAUGAUGUCCUACGAUCGGUACGUGGCCAUCUGCCACCCUCUGCAAUACUCUCUCAUCAUGAGCUGGAGAGUGUGCACCGUCCUGGCCGUCACUUCCUGGGCAUGUGGGUCCCUCCUGGCCCUGGUCCAUGUGGUUCUCAUCCUGAGGCUGCCCUUCUGUGGACCUCAUGAAAUCAACCACUUCUUCUGUGAAAUCCUGUCUGUCCUCAAGCUGGCCUGUGCUGACACCCGGCUCAACCAAGUCGUUAUAUUUGCUGCUUCCGUGUUCAUCCUGGUGGGGCCCCUCUGCCUGGUGCUGGUCUCCUACUCGCGCAUCCUGCUGGCCAUCCUGAGCAUCCGGUCUGGGGAGGGCCGCAGAAAGGCCUUCUCCACCUGCUCCUCCCACCUCUGCGUGGUCGGGCUCUUCUUUGGCAGCGCCAUCGUCAUGUACAUGGCCCCCAAGUCCCGCCAUCCUGAGGAGCAGCAGAAGGUCCUUUCCCUGUUUUACAGCCUUUUCAACCCCAUGCUGAACCCCCUGAUCUACAGCCUGAGGAACGCAGAGGUCAAGGGUGCCUUAAAAAGAGUGUUGUGGAAACACAGAUCUAGGUGAAGGAGGCCAGGGAGAGUCUUGAGGGUAGAAGGUUUUCUCUCUAUGAAGUUUGUGGGAAUGGCAAUGUAAAUACCUUAAAGUCUUAUCUCUUAGAUUUCUGAUAUCAGGAAUAUAUAUUGGUCAGAUCCUGUCUCUGCAUGUGGGAUUCUGUGCAGACCACAAAGCAUCCACAGAAAGGCAUAGAGAGAAGAGCCACGCGGUGAAGGGCAGCGCAUGUGAGCAGAGCCACGGACCCCUCCUGCCAGUUCCCACCACAACCUAGGGUCUGGCUUCUGUUCCUUUGAAGCUCAGUUCUCUCAAAUUUUUUGUUAAAUUCCCUUGUGAUUUCCAUCUCCCUUAUUGUCCUAUGUCUAUGCUAUUUAAUAAUAAUCCCACAACAUAUGCUGCUACAAGAACAUCUCUGACAAAAUAGAAUAAACGCUCACCUUGGCUAAGCAGCCGCUACUGGGAAUGUAUUAUAACAAGACUAAGAGUAGAGCCAAUGCCUGGUCUGGAACUUCAAGUCUG
Molecule: messenger RNA, 1862 nt
Organism: Microcebus murinus (gray mouse lemur)
Lineage: Eukaryota; Metazoa; Chordata; Mammalia; Primates; Cheirogaleidae
Product: olfactory receptor 2A5
Biological process (GO): G protein-coupled receptor signaling pathway
Cellular component (GO): membrane
Molecular function (GO): olfactory receptor activity; G protein-coupled receptor activity
Source: RefSeq, a predicted model, not a curated record